AUGAAGAAAUUGUACAAGGGAGAAAUUCUAUUUCACAAAGUAACUUCUCAAAGGUCGAAGGUGUGGUAUCCAUUGCUUGUGUUGGACUACCUUUAUAGGAUAGAUCUAACAUACUCUCCCGCAGGCCACUCAACCUCCGUCUACACUAGACACCGGCGACUCCACUUCCGGCCACAGCAGCAGGCGAUUUUAUCUCAGUCUGAACCUAAACAGAAACGCGACAAAUUUCACGAGAAUUUUGGCGGCAAAAUGGAACUGAUCAAGCUAUCAAAAUUCAAGCUCCAGCUCCAAACCCUAAUCACAGAAGUUCGUGAACUCAGAGAAAAGGAACGCGCUUCUUCCAAUCAACUUCACGAUUAUGUCCAGAAACAGAAGCAAAGUGAUGAAGAAUUCAGUAUAAAGAUUAAGGAAUUGGAAACCGAGUUAACAUCAUCUAACGAACUGCAACAGAAGCUAGAACGUAAGGUCCAGUUCCUUGAAGAUGAGAAUUAUUUACUUGAAAACAAGCAUAAAGAACUGAAGGAAACUAUAAGCAGCAUACUCCAAGAAAAAGAAGACUUUGUUAAAGCUUACCAGGAAUCCACUUGUGAAAUGAAAAGAUCCAUUGAAUCCAGAGAUAGAAAGAUUAGCAUUCUUUCUGAGAAGAUAAAUGCUCACCUCAUAUCAUUUCACACAAUACACAAGGAAGCAUUAGUUGUGAAGCAAGUAGUGGAUAAUGCAACUCAUGUUGUCAAUGAGAAAGAGGAAGUAGUGUCUCAGUUGAAGAUGAAAUUGGACAAAGUAUGUGCAUUUGAGAAGUUAUUCAUUGAAAAAAUCAAGGAUCUUGAAACUAAACUAAAAAUUAAAGAAAGUGAGUUUCACAAAAAGGAUAGAACAUUGCAAUCGCUUAACAAACAUCACCUUCAAGAAACUAUACAGAUGAAGGAAGGAAUCAUAGAGACAUUAAUAUCAGAAAACAAGGCCUUGCAUUCUGAAGUAGGGAUGUUAGUAGUUACUGUUAGGAAAAUUCAAGAUACAAUCGCACGUAUGGAUGAAGAAGAUAAAGAAACAAAUGUAGCAACUUCUCAUCACAUAGAUUCUAGAGCAACUGUGUCAGAGUUAGAUUCAGAAUGCUCAACUACACAAGAAGGAAUUUGUUGAUAAUUGGAUUUCUAUAAAAGGUAAUAUUCAUUUUUUUUAAUGUCUAGUGAUGUGAAUGAUAUAUUAAGAUUAGUAUAUAUAUCUAAAAUAGUG
Lactuca saligna is the source of this 1233-nucleotide messenger RNA. Lineage: Eukaryota; Viridiplantae; Streptophyta; Magnoliopsida; Asterales; Asteraceae. The record is from the annotation of a GenBank genome assembly.